This is a messenger RNA of Peronospora matthiolae, 792 nucleotides long. NCBI's taxonomy places the organism in Eukaryota, Oomycota, Peronosporomycetes, Peronosporales, Peronosporaceae. The record is from the annotation of a GenBank genome assembly.
AUGGCUCUCGACCACAACUUUACCCGACCGUUGCUUGAUGGCAGUUGCGAGCUGCACGUUGAAGACGGACGACAUGCAGUCGUGGAAGCUGCACACCUUCGAGGCAAAAAUGCUCGAAGCAUGCGUACUUUUGUGCCCAACAGUCUCCACCUGGCAGCAGCCCCAGUGGGUUCUUGCUGGUUGCUUACAGGCCCUAACAUGGGCGGAAAGAGCACCUUCCUGCGGCAAAGUGCGCAUCUUGUGAUCCUGGCGCAAAUGGGUAGCUUUGUACCGGCGAAAUUUGCUCGUGUCGGCCUGGUUGACAAGCUUUUCUGUCGGGUUGGAUCAGCAGAUGAUUUGGCAGCUGACAAAAGCACAUUUAUGGUAGAAAUGCAAGAGACCGCGACAGUCCUGACGCAGGCAACCAGUCGUUCUCUAGUUGUAAUGGAUGAAGUGGGCCGCGGCACUGCUGUAAAUGAUGGUAUUGCAAUAGCUGGAGCUGUUCUCGAGACAUUAUGUGCAAGACAGACUCGGACAUUAUUUGCCACGCAUUUCACUGCGUUGAGCAGCUUGGUUGGCGGUACGUGUUCAGGAAAUCUCCGGCCGUAUCGAAUGGAAGUUAUCGAGCACCACGUUGAAGGCCAAACGAAACAACUUGUGUUUUCGCACCGGGUAGUGGAAGGCCUUGCUUCCCAGUCGUAUGGAGUCAACACUGCUGCUCUUGCUGGGUGUCCACCAAACGUGGUCGCACGUGCAACGGAGCUACUGAGUGAACUCACUCAAGAUCAAGACAAAAGUGCGUGUCACGACUGA